Molecule: messenger RNA, 733 nt
Organism: Stegodyphus dumicola
Lineage: Eukaryota; Metazoa; Arthropoda; Arachnida; Araneae; Eresidae
Product: WAP four-disulfide core domain protein 1-like
Biological process (GO): regulation of cell growth
Cellular component (GO): extracellular region
Molecular function (GO): peptidase inhibitor activity
Source: RefSeq, a predicted model, not a curated record
UCGACCUGUCUGUCAGUUCACGAUAAACUGGUGUCGAUUACUUGUUAUAAUGGUGCGAAAAACCAUGCCGUGUUUUGAAUUGAUGUUUCUCUUUUGGAUAUUACUAAAUGGGAUAUGUAUCAUUGGAGGAAAAGUGAAUGAUGAACUGACUUCACCAAAUCAUCGACUUUCAUCAGAAGAAUUGAAAUCAUACCUGACAAAGCUGUUGUCUCAGAACUCGUCCUUCAGAUUUUGUCCUGCUCCUAAACUGCCGUUAGAAGAGAACGAUUGCAAACUAACAACCUGUAGGACAGAUGAUGAUUGCCAAUCUACAAAUAAAAGUUGUUGUUUCAAUGGAUGCAUUUUCACAUGUGUUACCAAGAUGUCUCCUCCGCCAGUUAUUGACUGGGAUGAUGAACAUGAUGUUCCAACUCUUCGAAAAGAAGGUGAAGCUGUUGUUCGUUGCACCACAUCGCCAAGACCUGCACCUUCAGAACCGGUGGGCUGUCCAAAAGGAUAUAUCUGUAAAAUCGAUGAUUAUGGCGAUCCCAUUGAAGGUCGAUACAAUUCUGGUGUCUGUGUUCCCGAACCUUCAGCUGUGGAGAUAGGCUCAGAAAAAGAAGACCCUUCUGGAUUAAAAGAGAAGACUGGAAAAGAAACCGGAAGGAGAUUGUUGAUUUUCGGUAUUGAGAUGUCCUGUAAAGUUUCAUUCCGGAAUAAAUGGUGCUGCCAUCUGUGAAUGAAGAAAGGAACU